AUGGGAGCAAACCCUUUUGUUCUACUUAACAUGGGCAAUAGUUUCAGUACCCAUGAGCUAAAGACUCAGAUUGCUCAUGACCUUAAAAUUGACGUGGCAUUUCCAUUCUUCCCCGCUGGCCGAAAUCAGGGCUCAGCUGCCUGCUGUGUGGUUGAUACAGAGUGGAUUGAGAAGCUCUCCAGUAAAAAAGACGAUGAAGAACUUGUGAUUCUUAAGAGUCCGGCAUAUGCUCGUCAUGCUCUUUCUCCCGAUGGAAAUCCUCAAAAGCAAUUGCCUACUGUUAACAUUUAUGUGAACAUGCUUCCCAAGGAUCCCUCCAAGCGAAGCGACAUCCAACUAUAUCAGUCCAACUCUAAUCUAGAGAAAAAGGGCAAAGAGCAGUGUGGAUGGCCACUGAUAAAUUACUUAAGAUCGUUAUUGGAAGGAAAGGAUGCUGAUCAAAGGAUUGGAGGGUUGGUGGAUUCAUUUGAGGAUUUCGAGUCAAUUUUUGGCGAGUCUUUGAGCAUUGAAAAAACGCAUCAGCAAUUUGUGAAUCGUAUUCAGAAAAUGCUCUGGCCGUGUAGUAGACGUUAUAAGGUCAUACCACGAGAGGAAGAUGGAGCAGAUCAACUGGCGUUGCAGGAAAUGUCAGAAGAUAGUUUAGUCGGAGCUCUUGGCGAACCAUUGGAAGCCACCAAACCACUUUACAAUGAUCCAGCCAAUUCAAAUUUGCCAGAUGUUUUUGCGAUUAUUGAAUCCGAGAACGCAUACUAUUUUUUGGCUUCCUAUCGAGGAACCACUCUACAAGACCUUAUUACUUACAAUCCAGGUGUGCUUAGCUCAAACUUCAAAAAAGGAUUUGUUGUGUACCAAUUGCUACGAGCAGUAGCCAGUCUUCAUAGCCGAGGAAUUCUUCAUGGGAGGCAAGUUUUAAGAGCUUCGAAUAUUUUGGUGGAUGAAAAUUUGUGGACACAGCUGGCAGGAAUGGAGUGUGGUGCAAAUCCUAUGGAUAUAGGGUUACUCAAAACUGUCAAAAUAGAUAUUGAUAGUCUUGUCCAUAACGCUCGGGAACCUACUUUAACAAAAGAUGUAAAAGAAGAACCAUUGGUUAUAAAGUGGGUUCGAGGUGAAAUAUCCAAUUACUCUUAUAUAAUGGCCUUGAAUCAUCUUGCAGGUCGAAAAGAAGGUGACCCAAACUUCCAUCCCAUCUUACCUUGGGUAGUUGACUUCACUGGCACUUCCGUAGAAGAUGGAUGGAGAGACUUUACAAAGACAAAAUUUCGAAUGAACAAAGGGGACGAACAGCUUGAUUUUACAUUCGAUGGGCCAGUGCCACAUCAUAUUACGGAUAUUCUUUCUGAUAUUACUUACUAUGUUUACUUGGCACGUAGAACACCUAUACCAGUAUUGUGUCAAUUUGUACGAUCAAAGUAUGAACCCAAUGAGUAUCCUUCUUCCAUGCACCGUCUGUACGAGUGGACUCCAGAUGAGUGUAUCCCCGAAUUUUAUACUGGUACAUAA
Messenger RNA from Phycomyces blakesleeanus NRRL 1555(-), 1500 nucleotides. RefSeq lists its product as hypothetical. The record is from RefSeq and is a predicted model, not a curated record. The coding region runs from base 1 to 1500 and encodes 499 amino acids. The transcript has 9 exons. Lineage: Eukaryota; Fungi; Mucoromycota; Mucoromycetes; Mucorales; Phycomycetaceae.